Molecule: messenger RNA, 1932 nt
Organism: Penicillium griseofulvum
Lineage: Eukaryota; Fungi; Ascomycota; Eurotiomycetes; Eurotiales; Aspergillaceae
Product: E1 ubiquitin-activating protein ubaB
Exons: 10
Coding region: 1-1932 (643 amino acids)
Biological process (GO): protein sumoylation
Cellular component (GO): cytoplasm; SUMO activating enzyme complex
Molecular function (GO): SUMO activating enzyme activity
Source: RefSeq, a predicted model, not a curated record
AUGCGGGAUAGCUCUCUUAAGCGCUCCCUCGGAGCGGACCUCACCCGCUCCCUCAAAGAGUCACGCGUUCUUCUCGUCGGCGCAGGCGGUAUCGGCUGCGAGCUACUGAAAAACCUCGUCCUCACCGGGUUCGGCGAAAUCCAUAUCAUCGACCUCGAUACCAUUGAUUUGAGCAAUCUGAACCGUCAGUUCCUUUUUCGACAUGAGCAUAUCAAGAAAUCAAAGGCCCUAGUACGUCCAACCGACCCACCCCGCGCGCUUGCGCCGCUCUCUUACGAAUCCCCCGAGUCGAGCGCCGCGCAUUCGCAUUGUGUUGCCAAGGAGGUUGCGCAAAAGUUCCGGUCUGACGCGAAGCUCGAGGCCUACCAUGCGAACAUUAUGGAUGCUCAGUUUAACAUCUCGUGGUUUGAGUCCUUCAAUGUCGUAUUCAAUGCGUUGGACAACAUCGCCGCUAGACGACACGUGAACAAGAUGUGCCUUGCAGCCAAUGUACCCUUGAUCGAAAGUGGAACUACAGGCUUCAAUGGCCAGGUUCAGGUUAUUCAGAAGUCGAAAACAGAGUGCUACGAUUGCACCCCGAAACAAACCCCUAAGUCGUUCCCUGUGUGUACGAUCCGCAGCAACCCCAGUCAGCCGAUUCAUUGCAUCGUUUGGGCGAAGAGCUUCCUAUUACCGGAACUUUUUGGCAAUAGCGAAGACGAGGCACCUGAGGUCGACAACUCAGAAAAUGCAGAUAACGCAAAUGAAAUUGCGGAACUGCGCAAGGAAGCACUGGAGCUCAAAGAGUUACAACAAUCGAUUGGCACCGAGGAAUCCUACCAGAAGGUCUUUGAUAAAGUUUUUCGAAAGGACAUAAUACGAUUGCAGGGCAUGAAGGAGAUGUGGAAGGAAGCGAAGCAACCAGAACCCCUUGACUUUGCUCAACUCGAAGAAGAAUCCGCUUCGAUUCCCUCGACAAUCUCCACGGAUGACCAGAAAGUGUGGACAUUGGCGGAGAAUUUCAGUGUUUUCAAGGAUAGCUUGAACCGGUUGACCCAUCGUCUGAAGCAACUCCAAGAAAAUAACCCCCCAGAUCAAGACUCUCCAAUCCUGACAUUCGAUAAAGAUGACGUGGACACUCUGGACUUCGUUACCGCCACAGCUAAUCUACGAGCUGCUAUUUUCCACGUUGGACUCAAAUCCAAAUUCGAUGUUAAGCAGAUGGCGGGCAAUAUCAUUCCUGCAAUCGCAACCACGAAUGCGAUGACGGCUGGACUAUGUGUUCUUCAGUCAAUGAAGGUGUUUCAAAACAACUUGAUGCAAGCCAAAAUGAUCUUCCUAGAGAGAUCCGGUGCUCGUGUGAUCAAUUCGGACUCACUAAACCCCCCAAACCCCGAUUGUGCGGUCUGUUCCCCUGUGGUGGCUCGGGUCGAAGUCGACUCUGAGGUCGCAACCCUUGAACACAUCGUCAAAGGCGUUCUCCAGAUGGAGCUUGGUUAUGACGAAGAGGUUUCCGUUGCUUUUGGCAGUCAACUAAUUUACGACCCCGACUUCACCGAUAAUUUGACGGAAAAGUUGUCCGACCUUGGCAUUAAGAAUGAGAGCUUUAUAACGGUAAAGGACGACAAUGAACCAGACACGCGAGUUAAUCUCGAGCUAGUGAUCGUGGCACGAGAUGAACCAUCUUCUAAGGAAUCCAAGCCUGCAACGAUGCAGAAGAUGGUCGAAAUACCCCUAAAGCCCGCGAAGCCUGCGCAGCCUUCCCCUGAUCUUGCAGCAAACGGUGAUGCAACUGUGAUUGGGAAGCGCAAGCGUGAGGGAUCAAGUGACGAACUUGAGCUCAGCAGCCACGAUGCCAAACGGCUCGCCAGUGCACCCAUUCCUGACCCAAAGAGCAUCGAAGCAAUCGUUCUUGACGAUGAUGAGGGUGGUGCAAUCACGAUCGACGAUUAA